AAUGCCGCCACCAGGGGUCGGGCUCGACAGCCUGAGAGAAUUUUGGCGGGCGAAGGUGCGUCACGCAGAGGCCGGGUCAGUAGCGCGUUGGUGACACGAGCUGCUGUUGUGAGUGACAAUUCUAGAAACUUCUCAAAGGAACCGGUUUCCGUGAAUAACAUGUCGCGAAGUGUGGGGGCUAUGGCGGAGUCGCCGAGCGGGGUGUUAAGGAGAAUUUUAACAUCCCGAGGUGUUACCUCAGGAGUUCAUGUGCCGGAGGUACGCCGCGGUCGCCCCGUGGGCCCGCGGGGGUCCGUGGCUGCCAGAGGUGGUCGAAGAAGUUCGAUUCUUACUAGAGGUGAGCACAUUGGGAGAUGUACAAGAUUACAAGAGUCGGUGCAAGGAGAGGGGGCACCCAACAGUGGUAUUACAAUGGGUUCGGUUAGUAAUAUAAACAACAGCGCUGACACGAUUGUAGCGGGACAGGGCGCGAGCACAUUGGGUAUUAGUAAUGCUGGAAGACAGCUUGUAAGGCCCGCCACGUGUAAUAUUAGGAGUAAAAGAGGAACUGGGGAGCUACGUGGUAUGAGGGGCACAGUACCGGGGAGAGCUGAUGCUGAUGCGGUAUGCUUUGGAGGUAAUGGAGCGGGAUUCAAUUCGUCUGAGGUAGCGUCUAUAUGCACCUCGGUCAUAUCAGCGCUGGUCCCGGUGCUGAAUGCCAAUAACGCUGAAAGGAAUUUUUUGUGGGGGCAGAAUUCUGCUGAUUUGCAGAGGGAUGGCGUUGAUGAAUCAGGGGCGGCUGUUUUACAGGCCAGAUCGGGUGGAGGUAAUAGGGGCAAUAGGAAUGUUAAUGAAUUUUUGGUAGAUGUUUCUCCUUGCUUUUCUACAGAGGAGUCCCUUGCAGCCCCUGAGGUGCAGGACGAUUCUGGGGAAUCAGCUGCGGUGGUAGAGUCUGCCCUGGACGAGGGUGGUCGUUAUGGUUAUACGCCCGGAUUGGAGGGCUUAGCUUUUCGAGCCCUGGCUCCCUCCACUCUUCGAGGGUACAAAAAUGCCAUGGGAGAGUGGGAAAGAUAUGUGCGCCUGCAUCAAGAUCAAGGUAAGACCGAUUACGCAAUGUUAUUGGAUUAUGUGUGGGAAUGUUUUAGAGCAGGCAGACCAAGAGGGUUCGUAACACGUUUACUGUCUGCUCUUUCUUAUUUCUUGAGACUUUAUGGCCGGCAUGAUUUUACUAAAUCUUUCUUUCUAGCAAAGAUUCUUAAAGGUUGGGCUCGAGUUAUGCCCCCUGUACAAGAUGCACGUAGACCAAUAACUAUUUCAAUAUUGCGGCGCAUGGCGGUCGUGUUGCAGGAUGUCUGUGCAUCUGAUUACGAAACACUUUUAUUUACAUUGUGUUUCGUCAUGGCCUUUUUUGGGGCCUUUAGAGUCAGUGAACUGGUGGCUGCUUCGAAAUCAGCAAGGUCACCUAUGCUUCGUGAACACGUGUCAUUGGAAGAGGGAGGCUUAUGGUGCAAAGUACAACGUUCCAAAACGGACCAAUUGGGCAAAGGUUGUUGGGUUGUUUUGAAUUGUGUUGAUGACAUAGAGAUUUGUCCUGUGUCUUUGGCGAGGAUUUAUUUGAAGACAAGGUCUGAUGUGCCAGGUCCAUGGUUGCAGCAUUUGGAUGGUAUGCCGGUGACUCAAUUUCAAUUUAGAUGGGUGAUGGAACGUUGUAUUUGCACGAUGGGUUUGCCGGUAUCGAGAUAUGGUACCCAUUCGUUUCGAAUAGGUGCGGCGACAACAGCAGCUGCGGAAGGCUGUUCGAGCGGGCAAAUUAGAGCCUUGGGAAGGUGGAAGUCUGAUGUAUUUCGGAAAUAUAUCAGGUUUUGACCUGUUUUAAAAAAAAAAAAAAAAUCAGACUUGAGGUUUCAGCCACUCGCCAUAUUUGGGGGUCUUGAGGAAUUUUUUAUCCUGUCAGGUGCCUUAAGCCUGGGGGUUCAAACCCGCCUGGCAGGUGUGUUUUUCGCCUCUCGUCAAGUCUGAUCCCCCCCCCCCCUUAUCUAACUCCCUUUGUAAAAGGAGAACAAUUCUCUUCAAAAAUUAUCACAUUAGAGGCCAAAUUAAAAUAUGUAAUAAAUAAAUGUUAAACCAUUUUAGCAAGAUUUUAAAAGGAUGUUUUUGGGGUAAUGUUGUUGCAAGAUUUUUGUUUUAGGGGUUUUUUGUUCAAUAAGUUUUGUGAAUGUUUUUGUAUUUUCAGAUUUGCGCUUGGAUGAGUGUCCGAUUUGGAUCAUGGGGCACUCAUACAUUUAUUAUGGUGAAAGGUCUGGUGUUGAGUGCCUUCAGUCCCCGGAAGCUAAUCUGGUCAGAUGGAUUGGAGUGAGGGGACUUCGGUGGGAGCAAGUCAUCCCGCUUUUUUGGCAGCAAGUGGAGAGGUCGGGAUACCCCCUGAGGGUGGUGUUCCAUGUUGCUGGAAAUGAUCUGACCAGGAGGUCUGGUUUAGAUCUUCGGAAAACCAUAGUCAGGGAUGUAGUUAGUCUACAGAACAGGUUGUGUUUUUUGAGUGUAGGUUGGUCGGAGAUAAUCCCUCGUUUAGUGUGGAGGGGUGCAGACAGACCCGCUGCCAUUGAGUUGAUCCGGCGCCGGAUCAAUUCUGUGGUUGGCAGAGCUGUUAGCGAAAAUUGGGGGUUUGUGGUCCCACAUCCCUCAAUUUCAGUUUCUGCUCCUCAUCUUUAUAUGGCCGAUGGUGUCCAUCUGAAUUUGAGGGGUAUUGAAAUUUUUAUGGGUGAUUUGUGGUUAGCAAUUUUUUCUCAGGAGUUUUAUUGAUAGGUUGAAGGGUUUUAGGAGUAGUUAGGGUUAGUUUGUAAGGUAGAGGUAUGGUGGCGGGGUUUCGUUGAAACUGUGGCGGGUUGGGACGGCCUUAAAUUGUGGCUGUAAUUUAAAGAGUUUUAUAGGUGCUCAGGAGAUGUGAAGGUGGUGGAGUUUGAUACAUUACGGGGCCGGAGUUCCAUCGGACCAGGUGGGCUUCGGUCUCCGGUGGAGUUUGUACACACCUGAGCACCUUUGGGUGGAAGUUGGGGAAUACCUUGAGUGGAGAGUUGGCCACGGUAUUCCCGAUAAGGAGAAAGAACACAAGGGGUGGCAAAUGGCCCAUGGUGGCCCCUUGUGAUGAGUGGGGGGCUGGGCUGAAAUUGGGCCCCUUAAGAGCCUCCCCUUGGGAUGUAUGGGGGCUGGGCUGAAAUUGGGCCCUUAAUAACCCCCAUUUGUUAUGCGAUGGAGGCCGGGCUGAAGUUGGGCCCUUGCCUCCUCUUGUGUUGUUAUUCAGCCACAGUUAAAAGGGUAAAAUAAAUAGGGACAUUUAAAUAGGCCGUCCCUCCUUGCCACCAUACCAUUUGGUUAAUAAAAGCUGACAAUUUUAUUGGCAAACAUAUCCUGGUGUCAGUGUCAGUUAUUUCUUUAUGGAUGUUGGUGUAUGCGCAUGAAUGAAGAACAGUCUAUGAUAGACAUUUUAAGAGAACGGAGGACAUUUUAUAUGGCUGUAGUGACAUAAAAUUCUGAAUAGCAGGCUGAAUGAAGCAGCUGGAGAAGUGGUAGUAUCCAUGGUAACGAUGGGCCUAUGAGGUGACUGAGGAGUCUGGUGAUGGGAGGGGCUUAGGCCUUAUAAGGAGAGGACUGAUUAGGUUCUCCCUCCUUUUUCCUCAGUGAAAAUUGACCCACCCACCCGCCCUUGAGGAGUUUAUUAUUGGUGUCGGCUUGGCGGGUUGGGACGGCCUUAAAUUGUGGCUGUAAUUUAAAGAGUUUUAUAGGUGCUCAGGAGAUGUGAAGGUGGUGGAGUUUGAUACAUUACGGGGCCGGAGUUCCAUCGGACCAGGUGGGCUUCGGUCUCCGGUGGAGUUUGUACACACCUGAGCACCUUUGGGUGGAAGUUGGGGAAUACCUUGAGUGGAGAGUUGGCCACGGUAUUCCCGAUAAGGAGAAAGAACACAAGGGGUGGCAAAUGGCCCAUGGUGGCCCCUUGUGAUGAGUGGGGGGCUGGGCUGAAAUUGGGCCCCUUAAGAGCCUCCCCUUGGGAUGUAUGGGGGCUGGGCUGAAAUUGGGCCCUUAAUAACCCCCAUUUGUUAUGCGAUGGAGGCCGGGCUGAAGUUGGGCCCUUGCCUCCUCUUGUGUUGUUAUUCAGCCACAGUUAAAAGGGUAAAAUAAAUAGGGACAUUUAAAUAGGCCGUCCCUCCUUGCCACCAUACCAUUUGGUUAAUAAAAGCUGACAAUUUUAUUGGCAAACAUAUCCUGGUGUCAGUGUCAGUUAUUUCUUUAUGGAUGUUGGUGUAUGCGCAUGAAUG
This is a messenger RNA of Pseudophryne corroboree (corroboree frog), 4289 nucleotides long. RefSeq lists its product as uncharacterized. Gene Ontology annotation, molecular function: DNA binding. The coding region runs from base 160 to 1845 and encodes 561 amino acids. The record is from RefSeq and is a predicted model, not a curated record. Lineage: Eukaryota; Metazoa; Chordata; Amphibia; Anura; Myobatrachidae. Gene Ontology annotation, biological process: DNA recombination; DNA integration. The transcript has 2 exons.